This is a messenger RNA of Dendrobium catenatum, 2288 nucleotides long. RefSeq lists its product as uncharacterized. The transcript has 2 exons. Lineage: Eukaryota; Viridiplantae; Streptophyta; Magnoliopsida; Asparagales; Orchidaceae. The record is from RefSeq and is a predicted model, not a curated record. Bases 97 to 1056 code for a protein of 319 amino acids.
AUAAAUUCAACUAUUUUCUCAAAAAAUAAAUUCGACUCAGGGCACGUCUUCGCCUUCGGCUUCGCCUCAAGCCCACCGGCGUCUACAGAUCCGGGCAUGGCGUUUCCGUCGAAAGUAUCCGCCCUGCUUCUAUUCGCUUCUGCUUCAGCCGCGCUCAACCUGUUCCUCCUACUCCCCUCCCUCUUCCCUUCCCCCUCCUGCCCUACUUCAUCCCCGGUCCCCACCAAGGUCCACGACCACCGGAUGCCGGAACAGAUCUUUCCUUCGUCGGACGAUAUCAAAUGGAUCCGAGCUCAGAUCCACGGUAACUCACUCCCAGAUCCUUCCAACAGCCCACACGUCUGGCAUUCACUUCGCAAAGGCAUCAAUCCCCGCACUCGCGAACAGCAGCUCGAGGAUCUCUUGAGAUUCAAGGGCAUUUCACACUACGAGGAUGCAGGGAACAUUCACACAGCUCUUCCUUGCCCGGGAGAGCUGCUAGUGGAGGAGCACCACAGUAACUACGGCGAGCCCUGGGCCGGUGGUCGUGACGUCUUCGAGUUCCUUGCUUCUGCCAUUUCUCUCCAACCCUCUGAUCUUGUAUUGGAGGUUGGUUGUGGCACUCUUCGUGUCGGUCUCCACUUCAUCCGGUACCUUGAUUCAGGUCACUAUAGUUGCCUUGAGCGAGAUGAACUCUCACUCCUUGCAGCUCUCCGCUAUGAGCUACCCUCGCAGGGGCUCCUUCAUAAGCGCCCGUUCAUCCUUAAAGGGGAUGAUAUGAAUUUUUCCCGAUUUGGAGAAGACAGUUCCUAUGAUUUGAUAUAUGCCAGUGCGGUUUUUCUUCACAUUCCUGAUCAUCUAGUGUGGGUGGGUUUGGAGAGGUUGGCGUUGAAGCUGAAACCAAUGAAGGGGAGGAUCUUUAUUUCUCACAACAUCAAGUUCUGUUCAAGGAUUAAGAAGGAAUGCCCCAUGAAACUUGAGGAGAUAGGUUUGGAGUAUGUUGGAAAUCACACUCAUGAUAGUUUAUUAUUUAAUCAUUAUGAAAUAUGGUACGAAUUCAGAAGGAGUGUAAAAUGAGAUUCCAAAACCCCACAUUUACGCUUUGCAAAGGCAUCAAUCACCGUACUCGCGAACAACAGCUGGAGGAUCUCUUGAGAUAAUCAAAUUUUCAUGUUAUUUUCUUUGUUUUCCUUGCAAAUCGCUUUCUCAAGCCUAUUAGCUUUUUGGCAUCUUUCGUAUCUGUUUAGCAAGUUUUUAGAUUCAAGGGCUCCGUUCUUCUGUUUUUAGAUUCAAGGGCAUUUCACACUGCAAGGAUGCUGGUAACAUUCACACAGCUCUUCCUUACCCGGGAGAGCUGCUAGUGGAGGAGCACCACAGUAACUGCGGGUAGCCCUGGGCUGGUGGUCGUGACGUCUUCGCGUUCCUUGCUUCUGCCAUUUCGCUCCCCUCUGAUCUUUUAUUGGAGGUUGGUUGUGGCACUCUUCGUGUUGGUCUCCACUUCAUCAAGUACUUUGAUUCAGGUCCCUAUAAUUGUCUUGAGCGAGUUGAACUCUUACUCCUUGCAGCUCUCCGCCGUGUGCUCUCCUCUAAGGGGCUCCUUUAUAAGCGCCCGUUCAUCCUUAAAGGGAAUGAUAUGGAUUUUUCCCAGUUUUGAGAUGACAGUUCCUAUGAUUUGAUAUAUGCCGGUGCAGUUUGUCUUCACAUUCCUGGUCAGCUUCUGUGGGUGGGUUUGGAGAUGUUGGAAUUGAAGCUGAAACCAAUGAAAGGGAGGUUAUUUAUAUCUCACAAUAUCAAGUUUUCUUCAAGGAUUAAGGAGUGCCCCAUGAAACUUAAGAAGAUAGGGUUGAAGUAUGUUGGAAAUCACACUCAUGAUAGUUUUUGUUUAAUUGUUAUGCUCGAUGGGGGGUGCUUUGCACCAUGGAAAUUUUUUUCCGUACAACAUCCCGGCGUUGUGUGCCCAAGCGCCACGGUGCUGUGUUCCCAAGUGCCCUAGUGUUGAACAACAUAGAGCAAAGCACCUUAACGGCAUAGAUACGACCCUACAUCGGAUUAAGACAAAUGUUUGAGUGCCGCAGCGCCCCAAAUUGACGCGACAGUGGUGCGAGACGGACUGGAUGAUUUUCUUUCUCAUUUUUCUAAAGGGUUGCGUCCCUUAGGGUUAUUUACUUGGCUUUCUCUUGUAUUUUAAAUUAGUUAGAUAGAGAACUAUGCAUGUGAGAAGAGAAGCACUGAGAGAGCAAGAGAAAAGAGAGAUCUGUACUUAUUUAUCCCAAUUUUCAUAGUGGAUUUUUUGGUGUAGUGUGGCUUCA